AUGCUCGCGUCGACCUCCUCAAGGUCGACCUCGUCCUCGACUCACCACGAUAACUGCAGCCCUUUGAAGCUUUCGUCGCCGAUCUUCAUAGGACAGAAGGUCGAUAACCAAGCGUCGCCCGACAAACAGCAUAAAUCGUUAAAAUAUCAAAUGGCCUGAACGACAACAAAAGGCAAAAAUGGCUUGCCACGGACGUUCUUGAUUUCGGCGUAACUAUCUUUUCAUUUCCUACAUUAAUUGGAAAGAACCACGUGCGAUCAUGCGAUGAAGAUACCCACUGUCUAAUUUCUGUUCAUAAAAACCAUACUGCUGUCGUCUUGCUCGCCGUGGUCGGCGUAGCUGUAGCGAAACCUCUGGAAACGGAGUCGAUCGAGCCAGCGAGGGCAGAAUCGGCAGUGGCAGAGGAAACGGCAGAGGCCGCGGUUCGAGACAAGAGAGGGUUGCUGCUGAGCGCAGCUUACACCGCACCGGUCGCUUACAGCGCGUACACCGCCCCGGUCGCGUACACGGCUGCUUACACCAGCUACCCUUACGCCGCUUAUGCUCGCUACCCUUACUACGCGGCUGCUUACUCGGCGGCGCCAUACUAUGUUCUCUAAACCAUCUCCAGCCGACGACCGAUCUCGACGACUGCACUUCGACGAUCUGCCAAGAACUUUCCACCAUUCCGAUCGAUCGACAGAUGCAGGAACAAUCGCGCGGACGGAUGCUCGCCUAGGCUUACACCGAAGAGAUGACCGAAAAAAGUACUAAACAGAUAGAACAAUCGGAGAUAAUUCAGCUACUUCAGCCAUCGAUUGUGUCCUUCCGCGCUUUAACUAACAAGCUAUUAUCGAUACGUGUAUCAAAAAAUACGUGUAAUAAAUUUCGUUUCGCAAAGUAUAGAGA
Heterotrigona itama is the source of this 888-nucleotide messenger RNA. The record is from the annotation of a GenBank genome assembly. Lineage: Eukaryota; Metazoa; Arthropoda; Insecta; Hymenoptera; Apidae.